AUGAAUCACCCUUAUGCAGACAUGGUGACCGCCACAUGGAUGUCUCUGCAGAAGGUGUUGACCUCGCGUGAGGCAAUCGACAUCGACGGACACACUUUGACACUCUCUGAUGUUGUUGCUGUAUGCAUGUACGGCGCGUCUGCUACCUUGACCAUGAAUGAAACGAUUAUCAAGAAGAUGCAGGAGAGCGUAGAAUACCUCGAUCGGCAUUUGCAGCGUGGCCAAAUCAUCUACGGCGUCAACACCGGCUUCGGCGGAAGUGCCGAUACGCGCACUUCGGAUUUCGAGACGCUUCAAAUCGCGUUACAACAGCAUCUCAAUGUUGGGAUUUUGCUUCCAACGGAUAAGAAAAUAUCCAAUAUGAGUACUGCCGGUCCGGCAGCAGAUGGGCUCAGAAGCCAUGCUCUACCUGUCCCGGUCGUGCGAGCGAUGAUGCUCAUACGCUGUAACUCCCUCAUGAGAGGUCAUUCCGGUGUCCGCAUGUCAACCGUCGAUGCUAUCAUGGCUCUGCUAGAAAGAGGAAUGACACCAGUUGUCCCACUACGGGGAAGCAUCUCAGCGUCGGGAGAUCUCUCUCCACUUUCGUAUAUUGCAGGGGCGCUCGAGGGGAACCCAGAUAUUUUCAUUCGAAUCGGCCACCCUGGAAAGGCGCAUUUAAUGUGCAUGCCAGCAGACAAGGCUCUGGAGUAUGCUGGGCUUCGGCCGACCCAUCUUCAGGCUAAGGAAGGUCUCGGAAUCAUGAAUGGAACAGCGACAAGCUGUGCAGCUGCUUGUGUUGCCAUUCACGAAGCGCAGUACAUCGCACUAUUGGUCCAGGUCUUAACUGCUAUGGGAACCGAGGCACUGCUCGGAACCGCAGACAACUAUCAUCCGUUUAUAUCAGAAUGUCGGCCUCAUCCGGGGCAAAAAGAGGCGGCAGCAAUAAUAAGAGCACUGCUUUCGGGCUCAAAGCUUGCUACCAUCGACGAUGCGCGCACAGUUGGCCUCGCUCAAGAUCGAUACGCUCUUCGUACAGCGCCUCAAUGGAUUGGCCCAUACCUCGAGGACCUCAUGCUGGCUUCCAGCCAAAUUCAGACCGAGAUGAAUGCUACAACCGACAAUCCUUUGAUCAACGUGGAGAAUAAUAGCAUCCAUCACGGGGGCAAUUUCCAGGCGACAUCAAUCACAUCGGCCAUGGAAAAGACGAUGAAUGCAAUGCAAAUGUUCGGAAAGCUUUUGUACGCCCAAAGCUCUGAGCUCGUCAACAACAUGACGAACAAGGGACUCCCUCCGAAUCUCAGUGUAGACGAUCCAAGCCUGUCCUUCACCUUCAAAGGCUUUGACGUCAACAUGGCCGCAUACAUGUCUGAGCUGGCCUAUCUUGCACAUCCCAUCAGUUCACAUGUGCAGUCUGCCGAAAUGCACAACCAGUCUGUCAACUCAUUGGCGCUCAUUGCUGCUCGAUACACGCUCGAAGCAGUAGAGGUAGUAUCCUUGAUGGGAGCAACAUAUUUAUAUGCCCUUUGUCAAGCACUCGACCUCCGUUCCCUCCACCUAGAGUUUGUAAAAGCAGUGAAACCCGCCAUCUGUGAGAUAUUGAAGGAUGUCUACGGCCCGGUAAUUCCAGAAGGCCAGCAGGAGUCGUUCUCCAUAUCUGGCUGGAAAGCCCUCCUGGAGAAGUGGAGUGCUCUGGCUCACCUCGAUCUUAAAGAUCGUGCAAAAGUUUCAGUAACAGAAUCAGUGGGGUCGGUAGUCGGGCUGCUGUCGUCCUUUGCUGAGCCAUUGUCUCUCGGAACAGAACCACCAUCGCUCCGGACGGUCGAAGAAUAUCAGGAACGAGCUGCGGACACUUUGAUCAAAGUGUAUGAAUCUGUUCGAGGGGAAUUUCUGUCACAUCAAUCGACAGGCACAUUCAUAAGCCAAUCUUCCGAGCUUGUGUACAGCUUUGUUAGAAACGAGCUUAGAGUGCCAAUACAUAGGGGACUGGCUGACCAUCCGUCACCGAAGUGUUCGGGAGGUGGUAGAACUUGUGGAAAUUGCACUGGGUCGAGGAAGAUCAUCGGAACCUACGCUAGCGACAUUUAUCUCGCAUUGCGAGAUGGUAGACUGUAUGGUGUGAUCAUGGAAGCAUUGCAGAAUGCACCCUGCCCGACUGAAGUCAGCGGGACAUGUCAAACUCCCUAGAGUCCGGUAGCACCAUAAUGGCGGCAGUACAGAGAGCUUCUGGUGCACAUCAUUGCUACAAAACGCUUAUUUUUGAGGCACAAGCUAUCAAGUUUUUAGAACACUGCAAUAUUGGUACGAGUGUUUUCGGGUCUUUCAGUUCAAAGUUUCUCUUUAUGAUAGUUAUCAAGUACACGGAAUGAACUAUU
Messenger RNA from Mytilinidion resinicola, 2351 nucleotides. Its product is annotated as putative phenylalanine ammonia-lyase. The coding region runs from base 1 to 2163 and encodes 720 amino acids. NCBI's taxonomy places the organism in Eukaryota, Fungi, Ascomycota, Dothideomycetes, Mytilinidiales, Mytilinidiaceae. The transcript has 2 exons. Gene Ontology annotation, cellular component: cytoplasm. Gene Ontology annotation, molecular function: ammonia-lyase activity. The record is from RefSeq and is a predicted model, not a curated record. Gene Ontology annotation, biological process: L-phenylalanine catabolic process.